Messenger RNA from Sitodiplosis mosellana (orange wheat blossom midge), 1813 nucleotides. RefSeq names its product sensory neuron membrane protein 2 (gene Snmp2). Lineage: Eukaryota; Metazoa; Arthropoda; Insecta; Diptera; Cecidomyiidae. The record is from RefSeq and is a predicted model, not a curated record. The coding region runs from base 70 to 1617 and encodes 515 amino acids. Gene Ontology annotation, cellular component: membrane; cytoplasm. Gene Ontology annotation, molecular function: scavenger receptor activity. The transcript is spliced from 10 exons.
GUGAGAUUUUUGUUCUAUGGUGAGAACAGAGAAAGAAUAAAAACCACCGCGGAAAAAAACAGGAGAAAAAUGUUCAAUUUAAAAUGGAAGGGUGUUUCGAAGCUCGGUUUAGGUGCAAUUUGUGGCAUUGUUUCAGCAAUUUUGGGUGCAUUUUUUGGAUGGGUACUCUUUCCAGCACUUGUUGCAAUCGAAAUCGACAAACAAACUGUGCUCGAAGAAGGAACUGAACAGUUUGAACGAUUUGUAAAUAUACCUCAACCGUUGCAUUUCAAGGUCUUCAUAUUCAAUGUGACAAAUCCUAAUGAAGUGAUCGAAGGUGGUGUACCAAAAGUCAAGGAAAUUGGACCAUAUAUCUAUCGGCAAUAUCGGAACAAAGAUAUAUCGUCCGUUUCGCCGGAUAAAAGGUUUGUGAUAUUUCGUGGCAUUCAAAAAUUCAUUUUUGACGAACAUGCGUCGGCGCCAUUGACUGAAAGCGACAAUUUAGUCGUAUUAAAUGUUCAAUUAAACUCAGUUGUACAGAUGGCAGAAAGCUCGAUGCCAGCACAGUUGGGAAUCCUAAAUGGACAACUUGAGGAUGUUUUCGGCGAAAAAUAUGAUUCCAUGUUUAUGACCGUCAAAGUGUCGGAUCUGCUUUUCGACGGAGUACCGUUAUGUGUAAAUCCAAGUGGAAUUGCGAGCUUCAUUUGUUCCGUAAUUAAAAACCAAAAGCCACGAGCGAUUAAAGAAAUUGACGAUGGCUCAAUGAGAUUCUCGUUGUUUGGUCACAAAAAUAAUACGGAUGAUGGCCUGUUUGAAAUACAUUCGGGUGUGGGGGAUAUUGAAAAAUUGGGUGCGAUUCGGAAAUGGAACAAUAGACACGCCAUCAAAGCCUGGAUGAACGCAACAGAUGGUGGCAAAUCAACGUGCAAUUUUAUCAACGGCACUGAUAGUACCGUUUAUGCGCCACACAUCAAGCCCAACGCCUACCUGGACAUUUUCGCAACGGAUAUUUGCCGUUCGGUGAAGAUUUAUUAUGCAGGAAAAAUUCGUUAUGCCGGCAUACCUGGGUAUCAUUUUGAGAGUGGCAGCGACUUUUUAGAGAGUAUCGGGCCCGAAUUUGGAAAUGAAUGCUUUUGCAUUGAUAGAAUUGUGAAUGUUCCAGUUAGAUCAAAUGGUUGCUUGUAUAAAGGAGCGCUGGAUUUGUCGACUUGCCAAGGGGGACCAAUUAUCAUGACAUUUCCGCAUAUGCUCGGUUCAGCCGCCGAAUAUAGAACAGUAAAAGGUCUUCAUCCAGAUCCAAAACGGCACCUAACAUUUGCAGACAUUGAACCGAAUACAGGUUAUCCAUUGAGAGGUGCUAAACGCGUCCAGCUAAAUAUGUUCAUCAAGAAAAUCAAUCAAAUUGAUGUCACCGAACAACUACAAACCUGUCUACUUCCCAUUGUCUGGGUGGAAGAGGGUGUUGAAUUAAAUGAUGCUAUGCAGUCAUUACUCAAAUGGAAACUCAUCUAUAUUUUAAUCGCUCUUGAUUUACUUUAUUAUUCGAUGAUUUUUGGUGGUUUUUUGACAUUUGCCGGAUGUUCUAUAUGGUACUUAGUUCGUCGAAAUCAGGAAAACAAAGUUAUUCCAUUGACUUGAUUAUUGUUAAUAUGUUGUCGCUUUUUAUUGAUUUGAGUAGUUAAUUCUAUUUUUUUUUUCUCUUUUGAACUGAAUGAACAGUGCAAAUGACAUGCACGGUUAGAUUUUUAUUACGUUCACAGGGUAUAAAUAGAAGUAUUCGAAUUUUAGAUGUUAAUGACUGUGUCAAAAUAAAGUGUGUUUGACCAAGAACAAA